This is a messenger RNA of Prorocentrum cordatum, 263 nucleotides long. NCBI's taxonomy places the organism in Eukaryota, Dinophyceae, Prorocentrales, Prorocentraceae. The record is from the annotation of a GenBank genome assembly.
CCAUGGCCGACUACGCCGCGGUCGCGGGGCCCCGGGCGGCCGCGGACGCCGGGGCCCCGGGGGCCAGCGGCACCGAGGCCCCCGCCGAGGCGCCGGCCGCCGACCGAGGGAGGCUGCCGCGGCGGGCGUGCGUCGUCGCCGUGUGCUGCACUGCGGCGGGGAUGGCGCUGUGGUGCGCAGCAGGCAGGGGCCUGAGCGUGCGGGCCCGACCGCGGGGCCUCACAGGAGAAGAGGAUCCAUCGCAAUCUCACCCUGCACCCUGA